ACCAAGCCGGUAAAGCUAGUGCGCGUGACUUGAACAACGUUUAUUUAUUAAAUGAAAAUGCUUAUAGGAAUGAAAUGCGACAAUUAGUUCCUUAUCUUAAGCUUUUGUAUUACCUGUUACGUUAAUUUCUUCCCGUAAACAAGACUUAUAAACUAUGGACGCUGAUCUGUAUGACGAGUUUGGAAAUUAUAUCGGACCUGACUUAGCUUCCGAAAGUGAAGAUGAAAAUGAGUAUGGAAAUGUCGGAGACGAUGUCGAAGAUAGGGAUCGGUCUGAUGAUGAAAUGGAGGAGGAUAAGGAUGAAUCGAGAGAACAGGAUCAGGCAUCGAUGGCUGUUGUGCUACAUGAAGACAAGCGUUAUUAUCCCAGUGCCCUGGAAGUUUAUGGACCUGAUGUGGAAAUUUUAGUACAAGAAGAAGAUGCUCAACCACUUGAUAAACCAUUGAUAGCACCCACUAGAAAACCAAAGUUUCAAAUUAAACAACAACAGUUACCCGAAACAACGUACAGCAUUGAGUUCCUUGCCGACAUGAUGGAUGCUCCUCACCUGAUACGCAAUGUGGUACUAUUAGGGCACUUACAUCAUGGAAAAACGACUCUCGUGGACUGUCUCGUAAGGCAGACGCAUCCGUUCAUGCACAGUAUCACAGAUGAAAAACCCUUAAGGUACACCGAUACCUUAUUUACGGAACAGCAGCGAGGAGUAUCGACGAAAGCUACACCCGUGACCCUCCUGUUACAAGACGUCAAGUCAAAAUCCUAUUUACUGAACAUCUUCGACACCCCUGGCCAUGUGAAUUUCUCAGACGAGGCAACAGCAGCUAUUCGCAUAUCGGACGGUGCAGUUCUAGUGGUCGAUGCUGCUGAAGGGGUCAUGCUGAACACGGAACGCUUAUUAAAACACGCCCUACAGGAGAAACUAGCCUUGACGGUGUGCAUCAACAAGAUCGACAGACUAGUCCUCGAGCUGAAACUGCCACCACUGGAUGCGUAUUACAAGCUAAGGCAUAUCAUCGAGGAGAUAAACGGACUAACAGCCAUGUACUCGGACCCAGAGAAUUCCGCCUUCGUCUCGCCUGCUCUGGGCAACGUUUGUUUUGCGAGCUCCGAGUACAACGUCUGCUUUACUCUGAAAUCAUUCGCUGCGUUGUAUGCGAAGAGCCAUCCUUUGCUCAACGCGAGCGAGUUCGCCAAGCGACUUUGGGGCGACAUUUACUUCAACUCGAAGACUCGUAAGUUCACGAAGAAGCCGCCGCACAACACCGCACAGCGCAGCUUCAUAGAGUUUAUCCUGGAGCCGCUGUACAAGAUCUUCGCGCAGGUCGUCGGAGACGUGGACACGACUUUACCGGAAGUCCUGGACGAGUUGGGGAUACGACUGACAUCGGAGGAAAUGAAGAUGAACAUAAGGCCACUCCUGCGGUUGGUGUGCACCAGGUUCCUCGGAGACAUGUGUGGCCUGGUGGACAUGUGCGUGGCCCACGUUCCCAGUCCCCAGGCACACGCUCCACUCAAGGUGCAGCACAUUUACACCGGUCCUGUGGACUCUCCACUAGGUCGAGACAUGGUGAACUGCGACCCUGACGGGAGGCUGAUGAUACACAGCACGAAGAUGUACCCCACGGAAGACUGCACGCUCUUCGUCGUCCUCGGCAGAAUAAUGUCCGGGACCCUGGAGGCAGGGCAAAAGGUACGCGUCCUGGGAGAGGCGUACUCCAGAGCGGACGAGGAGGACUCCCGGGUCCUGACCGUGGGCAGACUGUGGAUAAGCGAGGCCAGGUACUCCAUCGAGCUGAAUCGCGUGUCGGCGGGCAACUGGGUCCUCAUCGAAGGCAUCGAUCGACCCAUCGUCAAGACCAGCACCAUCACCGACCUGGUGGACUCGGACGACCUGCACAUCUUCCGACCGCUCAAGUUCAACACGCAGAGCGUCGUCAAGAUCGCGGUGGAGCCGGUCAAUCCAUCGGAGCUGCCGAAGAUGUUGGACGGCCUGAGGAAGGUGAACAAGAGCUAUCCGCUACUGGGCACUCGGGUCGAGGAGAGCGGCGAGCACGUCGUUCUCGGCACCGGUGAGCUGUACCUCGACUGCGCGAUGCACGACCUUAGGCGGAUGUACUCUGAGAUCGACAUCAAGGUAGCUGACCCCGUGGUCGCUUUCGCGGAGACGGUCGUAGAGACGAGCUCCCUCAAAUGUUUCGCGGAGACGCCCAACAAGAGGAACAAGUUGACCAUGAUCGCGGAGCCCCUGGAGAGAGGCCUCGCGGAGGACAUCGAGGCCGAGCACGUGCGCAUCGGCUGGAAUAAGAAAAAACUGGGAGAGUUCUUCCAGACCAAAUACGACUGGGAUCUCCUGGCUGCAAGGAGCAUCUGGGCCUUCGGACCCGACGCGACCGGUCCCAACAUUCUCGUCGACGACACCCUGCCCUCCGAGGUGGACAAGAGCCUCCUCAACUGCGCCCGAGACGCCAUCGUGCAAGGCUUUCAGUGGGGCACCCGGGAGGGCCCGCUCUGUGAAGAACCGAUCCGCAACGUCAAGUUCAAGAUCCUGGAUGCGGUCAUCGCCCAGGAACCUCUCCACCGCGGAGGUGGACAGAUCAUCCCGACCGCCCGGAGAGUCGCGUACUCGGCCUUCCUGAUGGCCACGCCUCGACUGAUGGAGCCCUACCUCUUCGUCGAGGUCCAAGCACCCGCCGACUGUGUCUCGGCCGUGUACACGGUGCUGGCCAAGAGGCGAGGACACGUUACUCAGGACGCCCCGGUGCCUGGAAGCCCGCUUUACACCAUCAAGGCCUUCAUCCCGGCCAUCGACAGCUUCGGCUUCGAGACCGAUCUCAGAACGCACACCCAGGGCCAGGCAUUCUGCCUCUCCGUGUUCCAUCACUGGCAAAUCGUACCUGGGGAUCCCCUUGACAAGAGCAUCACCGUCAGACCCCUGGAACCCCAGCCUGCCACCCACCUGGCCAGGGAAUUCAUGCUGAAAACGAGAAGACGCAAGGGUUUAUCCGAAGAUGUCUCUAUAAACAAGUUCUUCGAUGAUCCCAUGUUGCUCGAACUGGCUCGACAGGAUGUCCUGCUCAAUUAUCCCCUGUAAAUCCAUUCCCCACUGUGUCAAG
This is a messenger RNA of Orussus abietinus, 3113 nucleotides long. RefSeq names its product 116 kDa U5 small nuclear ribonucleoprotein component. The transcript has 8 exons. The record is from RefSeq and is a predicted model, not a curated record. Gene Ontology annotation, cellular component: U2-type catalytic step 2 spliceosome; U4/U6 x U5 tri-snRNP complex; cytosol. NCBI's taxonomy places the organism in Eukaryota, Metazoa, Arthropoda, Insecta, Hymenoptera, Orussidae. Bases 155 to 3091 code for a protein of 978 amino acids. Gene Ontology annotation, biological process: mRNA splicing, via spliceosome. Gene Ontology annotation, molecular function: U5 snRNA binding; GTP binding; GTPase activity.